AUGACACCACCCGCCGCUACCGCACACGCCCAAAAUGGCAAUUCCUCGCCUGACGCCGCCUCCGGCCCUGCCACUCCGUUGAACCGGGCCGGCGAGCUCGAACAUCUCCUUCAUGCCGUCGAGCAGCUCAUCAUACCCUUUGUCAGGGCCGCCGACCGCUCCGCCGACGAAAAGCCCACGGGCAGCAUCCCCAAGGGCCGUCGCAACGUCCUCGUUCAGACCACCGCGCCCACUGAGCUCGCUGCCAAGCUCGACUUUCCUCUGCCCGCCGAGGGCCAGGGCGCAGAUGGCCUGCUGACCAUGAUCCAGCGCAUUCUCGACUACAGCGUCAACACCUGGGACCAGGGCUUCCUCGACAAGCUCUACGCCAGCAACACACCCGUCGGCGUCAUCUCCGACAUUAUCCUCUCCAUCCUGAACACAAAUCUCCACGUCUACCAAGUCUCGCCUGCCCUCUCCGUGAUUGAAAAGGCCACCGGCCGCGCUCUUGCCGGCCUAUUUGGCUUCACCGGCGAUUUUGCCGGCGGCAUCACCUGCCAGGGCGGCAGCUCUAGCAACCUAACGUCGCUCGUCGUCGCGCGCAACACCCUGUAUCCCGACACCAAGUCCCGCGGCAUCGCGGGCUCGCGCCGCGACUUUGUCGUCUUCACCAGCGCCCACGGGCACUACUCGGUCGAGAAGAGCGCCAUGAUCUGCGGCCUCGGCGGCGACAGUGUGUGGGCCGUGCCUGUCGACGCCGACGGCUGCAUGCGCGCCGACGCCCUGCGCGCGCACGUUCUCCGUGCCGUCGCCGAGGGCAAGACACCGCUCUAUGUCAACGCCACCGCCGGCACCACUGUCCGCGGCUCAUACGAGCCUUUUCGCGCCGUCUCGGCCGUUUGCAAGGAAUUCGGCUUGUGGAUGCACAUUGACGCCAGCUGGGGAGGGCCCGUCGUCUUUUCCCGCGCUCACCGCCACAAGGUUGACGGCGCGCACCUCGCCGACUCCAUCACCAUUAAUCCGCACAAGAUGAUGAACGUGCCCACCACCUGCUCGUACCUACUCGUCCCUGACACCCGCACUUUCAAGGUCGCCAACAGCACAAAGGCGGGCUACCUUUUCCACGACGCCGCCGACGACGCCGAGACGUGGGACCUCGCCGACCUCACCCUGCAGUGCGGUCGUCGCGGCGACAGCCUCAAGCUCGCGCUCGCUUGGCUCUACUACGGCGCCGACGGCUUCGAAAAGCAGAUUGACCACGCCUUUGACAUGGCAUCGCUUCUGUACAAGCGACUCGACAAGACGGGCAACUUUACCCUGCUGUCGGACAACCCGACGCCGUGCCUCCAGGUGUGCUUUUACUACUCGCCAAACGGGGUCCUGUCAGACGACAAGGCCGUCAACACGAGAGAGACGCAGCGCAUCGUGCACGCGCUGAUUGAGCGCGGCUUCAUGGUUGACUAUGCGCCGGGCGAAAAGGGCAGCUUCCUGCGCGUCGUGGUCAAUGUGCAAACGCUGCCUGGAACCAUGGAGGGUUUGGCCAAGGCGCUGAACGAGGUGGGCGCACAGGGUCAAUGA
Molecule: messenger RNA, 1557 nt
Organism: Beauveria bassiana ARSEF 2860
Lineage: Eukaryota; Fungi; Ascomycota; Sordariomycetes; Hypocreales; Cordycipitaceae
Product: group II pyridoxal-5-phosphate decarboxylase
Exons: 4
Coding region: 1-1557 (518 amino acids)
Biological process (GO): carboxylic acid metabolic process
Cellular component (GO): cytoplasm
Molecular function (GO): carboxy-lyase activity; pyridoxal phosphate binding
Source: RefSeq, a predicted model, not a curated record